Messenger RNA from Colossoma macropomum (tambaqui), 3475 nucleotides. It is a transcript of the gene ajm1, whose product is annotated as apical junction component 1 homolog. NCBI's taxonomy places the organism in Eukaryota, Metazoa, Chordata, Actinopteri, Characiformes, Serrasalmidae. Gene Ontology annotation, cellular component: plasma membrane; apical junction complex. The coding region runs from base 182 to 3475 and encodes 1097 amino acids. Gene Ontology annotation, biological process: cell-cell junction organization. The record is from RefSeq and is a predicted model, not a curated record. The transcript has 2 exons.
GGCGGAUAAACGUCGAUUCCCUCGCAUUAAAAUGCAGCGUUCAUCAAACAGCACCGCACUGUAGCACCUCUGCAUCAUUCGGGGGACGAAAAUGGAUAAUCGUGGUCUCGGCGGAUGGAUUAAAGCGGGUAUGCUAACCUAAAAAUGAUUUUAUGGAGGAAACUAAAGUAGUUCCAUUACAAUGACACGCACAGAUCCACCCAUCAUACUGGAAUCUACUGUGUAUCAAGCUGUUAAAGUGAAUUUCCUCUCUAACCACAUCAAGUCUGAAUAUUCCUCUAAACAAUGUGAUUCCACAUGCAUUAGCACACUGGAGUACAAACAGAACGACAAAAAAAGGCACUGCCACAUAUUUGAUACUAAGUCUCCAGGCAAGCCCAAAUAUAACACAAUCGAAAUGGACUACCCAUAUAGAAGGGCUGACAGAUAUGCGGCAAACCCAGAAGUUGCCUGGAAUGCCUUAGCCCAACAACAAGGGCAUGGAGUUCAUCGCUUUUCUUCCCCAGACCUAUAUAACUUUAGACUGACCCCUCAGCCUUUUACUGCUGAAAUGGCUGGUGAGGUUGUUGUGACAGAACAUAAGAGGCGGACCAGAUCAAGAAGUGCUCCACGAGCCCAGACCAAUCUGACUCCUGUAACGAUUGAUGGUUCCCCUCCAGUGACAAGGAGGGGUAGGGAAGUUCAGAGGUCUCCAAGGCAACCUCAGUGGAAGCCAGAGGUGUCUCCAAGAAGAGAAUCCUCCUAUGCAGCAACUCGGGCACUAAUCCAUGAGGUACAUCCCAUCAAACUACAGCCACAGAGGACUGAUACCAGCAGGUACUCUCCUGUUUAUGUGCCUGAAGGCUUGGAAGAGGGAAGGCCGGAUAAACCUGCCACUAGUCCUCAUGUACGAUGUAGAGUGGACAUUAAGCCUGAUGAAGCAGCUUUGCAGCAACGUGGGCAAAAAUCAUCAACUCCAAGGGUGGAUAUACCCUGGCAGAAAUAUCCCAGUAGUGGCAGUCGGAGUCUUACAGUACCUCGCCACUAUUCCACCUCCAGAACACCAACACCCACUGAAUCCUUCACAGGUGAAUACAGGCCUACUUACCAGUAUUCCCAAAGUAUGCCAAACAGUUACAUGCUGCCAAUGGAGACCCCACUUCAAAGGAUGCCUUCUCAACAGGAGUCAAAGGAACAUUAUGGAAGGGAACGAAGGGCUCACUCAAGCCCCAAUGUGCCAACUAAAUUCUUCUAUGCAGAGGAUAUGGGGAAAUAUGGAUCUUCAGCUCCUACAAGAACUUACUAUCAGGAUGAUCGUUACAGCAUUCCGAGCCAAACCUAUUCUCCCAAAGUACACUAUGUCCAAGAUCCAAGGACACGCAUGGUUCACUCUAUACCUGCCAGGCCAUAUUUUACAGAAAUUGACCCCUAUCAAUAUUCUGCACCUGUAUAUCCAAAAUCCUAUGGUGCAAAUGAACCAGGACCAUACAUAAUACAGACGCCUCCAGCGAGAACGUUCUAUGGGGAUGACCCCAGGACAUAUCAGAUUCAAACAGGCCCCCCAAGGAUUUUCUACAUGGGUGAUCCCUAUGUGCCACCAAUGGAACAUCAUCAUCCAGCUCGGGCGUAUUACACAGAGGGUAGGCGCCAUGCUCGUGUGGUUCAGCCACAAUCAGAUGACUGGUAUGGCUCAGAUGUGUCUGGCUAUUCCACACACUAUCCCUCUUCUUACACCUCCCAGGUGACACCAACAAGAGUUAGACAAGAGCCAAUGCCUGCACCUUGGUACACCAACCCAUGUAUGGAGCCUACAAGGCAAGUAGCUGACCCAAGACCAUACUCUAGAUCUUGGGACAACAUCCUCAACACUCAUGUAGAGAGGGAACAGCCUGUGCCUCGUGGGAAAAGCGAUGAGAAUCUCCUUUGUCAGGGGAAACAAACUUUGUCCACAAAUGAAAGGCCAAAACCUGUAGUUGUUAACCUUUCGAGUUCACCUAGACGCUAUGCAGCUCUGUCUUUGUCUGAAAAUUCCCUGAUUGACAAAAGCCCGACUGAUGCUAGGAGCACCUCAAGCAAACAAUGGUUUAUUACCCCUGAGAUCACGAUCACAGACAAUGAUAUUAAACCUGGCAAGGGUACUAGAGCAGAAGCACGUUCUGCCAGUUGGGAUGUUCUGGAUUCUAAAAGUGCUCCAGAUGAACAGUCUGCUCAUCGUGAGAAAAUGUCCUUAUCAAUGGAAUCCACUAAAGAAAAGACACACCACAGCACCUCACUCCAACAAAGCUUAGAACAGCUUGAUGAGCUUUUAGCUGACCUGGUCAUUGAUUACAAACCACCAGCUAGCAGAAGGCCCAGUGAAGAUCUGCUGGAUCAACUCAAGAAGCUUAUUGAUGAAGAAGAGGCAGUAUCAUCAGGAAGAAAAGAUUCGAAGGCAGGAUCCGAGAGCAGUAUGCCCCUUGACAAACAACCCACGUCCAUAAAAAUAGAUCCUGACUCCUUAAGAGACACGGAGAGUUGUGAUGGACUUCGAAGUACUGAGGAGUGUUCCCCUGAUCAGAGCCCAGAUGAGGAUGACACAAUGAUGUGUUCUAACAAUAAAUGUCGUCGUACAGAAACAUUGUUUAACGCUUGCCUCUACUUUAAAUCCUGCCACAGCUGCUACACAUACUACUGCUCCCGCAACUGCCGCCGAGAAGACUGGGACGUUCACAAGGAGAGCUGUCUCUAUGGGCGUAUUGGCAGUGUGUGUCGCCACAUCAUUAAGUACUGUCGGGAAACUACAGAGGUUCACAAAGCUUUCUCACGUAUAGCCAAAGUAGGAUACUUGUCUCGAGGAAGAGGAGUCCUAUUUUUAGGAUUUCCGAAUCCAGGAUCUUCAACAAAUUUCCUUCAAUUUGGUCUAGAAAGCCUCUUGAUGUCUCCAACAUACCUGUCCUUACGUGAACUAGAGGGCUUCAGGGAUAAUCUUGGGGAGUACUGUAAGGAGCUCCAGGAGGCGGGUAAGGAAUACGACCCCAAUGAAUGUUUUCUCUUGAAUGUAUCCAUUGCUGUUGGUGAACAAGUGCCUGACGGACCAUCACCAAGGGUCCAAGCCCCAACCGUCAGGAAGUAUGCCAAGGUUGCUUUAGCUUCUUACAGCCCAGAGAGGAAGGUUCAUAGGAAGGAUAGUGAUAUGGAGACGCUAAUCCUCACUCCACCACCAGGUACAGCUGACAUCGACAAGGAAGGUGAGGAGGGGAGAAAAGCUAGGGAGAUUUGUUUCAUCAACAUUCAACGGGAGCUAAGGAUUCGUGGGGUGUUUCUUCGCCAUGAGUACCCCCAAGUGUACCAGAAACUAUGUGAAUUUGUGGAGAGCAACAGAAGGUUCACCCCUACCACUAUUUAUCCUAUUGACAAGAGAACUGGCAAGCAGUUCAUGUGCAUGAUAAUGGCAGCUUCUGAGCCACGGACUUUGGACUGGGUAGCUACCCCGCAUCUUCUAGAUGAUAUUAUUUAA